AUGAACUCGCCGGUAUUAUUUAUCUUAUUUUCCAGUUUUCUUUAUUGUCCAGUACUCUCCGAAGACUAUUAUGAAUUAUUAGGAAUAGACAGAGACGCUAGUCAUAAGGACAUUCGGAAAGCGUUCAAAAAGUUAGCCCUAAAACUGCAUCCUGACAAAAAUAAGGUAAGCGUACGCGUGAGACUAAGGAUUGUAUCGCCAUAUCUUAAUCAUUGAUUUUAAUAACUGUACUUCGUAAAUAUCGAAAUAUUUUCUUUCCAAAGGAUGAUCCAAAGGCACACGACAAGUUUACUGUGAUAAACAAGGCUUACGAAGUUUUAAAAGGUAGGCGACAUUUUCAACAGAGUAUAUACUUUUUUCACGUGUUAACUGAAGUUGUCCUGUUCUAUAAUUUUAUCAGCUGGUUUCAAUGUUUUCCAAAGCUCUAUUGAAGCUCUUUUUUAAAUCUGAACAGCGCUUCGGAAGUUGUGAUUUUUUCAUGAGUUCCAUUGCAUUUUUGGCUUAUCACACUGAAAAUUAAUGAGAGUGAGCCUAUUUCUUUUAAUUUCUCUGAGUAUUAAUUAUUUUUCAUAAAGUUUAUUUUACUCGUAGAUUUAAAUUAAUUCGUUCGUGCAGCUAAAAAAACAUAGUAUUUACAUCUAGACAGUGUUGGUGUGUGAUUUGCUUUGGUUGAGAUAAAACUGAACAUCAUACUGUGUGAUUCUUGAAACCGUCGCCUAUGACAAAGCUUUCGUCGAAAUUAGUAAAACAUUUUAUUAUUCACGAAGAAAUGAAUCACAGGUUCGAAACAUGAGAAGAUCAUUGCUAAUAACGUUCAAGAUGGCCGAAUUGUAUCUUUUAAGAGUGAUGCAAGCUUGAGGGAUGUUAUUAAAAUGAGAAGAUAAUUAGCUUUAUGAAACGCAGCAUGCAAUGUUCUGUUUAUUAUUUGUAUGUCAAAGAAAUUUAUUCAGGCUAAUGGAAGACAAUCUUAAUGGCAAAUUUUAGGAACACAAAUUAUGUUGUUCACUUAAAUUUAGACGUAGCUCACAAAACUUACUUGUCCACAUCUGUGAAAAAUUUGUGAAGCAGCUUUACUCUGCAAGUCCAAAUAUAUUUUCGCAAACAAAUAAAAAUAGAAUUCAGUGUUAGUGAUGUUCAUUAGGAAAAAAAGCCAUUCAUAAUCUGGAACAAAAAAAUUAGAAUGAGACUAUUUGAGGUAAAUUGAACACAGGUAAAUUUGCGAUGGUAAUAGGACUGAGUGGAGUCCAAUUCAAUCUGUAUUAUCAUAAGUGAGUGACAAAACUGGAGAACUACAAAGGCGGAGUCCAAUUUGUUAAAAACAACUAUGAUUACAGACAGAAUUGGAUGACACAAAGUCACAUUAACAAUAAAUCAAAACUAUGACAAAAUUUGAGAAACAAACUAGCCAUUGAUCAUACAUUUCAUUAAAAAAAAAAAUAGUCAACUUAGGGAAAUGCACAACAAUAGUGCAUGCACAUGAUGCAUACUGUUGAAUUACACAGGCAUUGAUGCAUAUACUGUCCUCUCAGUGCCCAAGUCGGGCUGGUGAUAACCAAUCAUGUUUGAGAAUUUUGUUAUAUUUUUGAUUAGAACCAGCAUAAUGUUGAACAAUGUUCCUUAAAAGUGAAUGAUUAUCUUGCAUUUCUUAACUCCAUUCUAUCUUAACUUAUAGAUGAAGAACUUCGGAAAAAAUAUGAUUUAUAUGGGGAAGAGGGGUUGAAAGAUGACCACUUUGGCGGAGGACAUUACCAGAGUUGGAAUUAUUUUAAUGAAGAAUUUGGUAAGUUCACAUGUUGUUGUUUAACCUAACAAAAAACGAUUUUGCCAAGUUGGAAAAAAAAUAAUCAUACUGAGUCAAAAUACCUCUUACUAUCGGAGCAUAAGGGCUGUAAGCCUUUAUACAGGCCCAGGUGGCCCAUGGGGCAGGCGCUUAACUCCGGUUUCCAUAGCAUGAAGUGGCUAGGAGUACUGCUACUCUCCCCUGGAUGAGAUGCUAGUCCAUCACAGGGUUACCCCCAGCACAUUUGCUUGUACCCAUUUGUACACCUGGGUGAAGAGAAGCACUGUGAGAGUAAAGUGUCUUGCCUAAGAACACAACACAAUGAUCCUGGCCAGGGCUCGAAACCUGGACCACUCGAUCCUGAGUUGAGCGCACUAACCAUGAGGUCACCAUGCCUCCCAAUAAGGAGCAUAAGGCACAUAAGGGCUGUACCAGGGAAUAUUGGUGCCAGGUUGUGGCAGUAGAGACCUAGCACAGAGGGGUCCAUAUAAAAGAGGCUAAGGGCUAAUAUUUCCCUGUAUAGCAUGAGCAAGCAAGGUAAGUCAGUAGUUUAAUACGUGGCACUCAGACCAGGUUGGUUUAUCUUGAAUUUGCUGGCUUUCUUGGACAAAAAUACACAGUUUGUAUCUGGCAAAAUCUUACGAACCAAUCAGAUUGCUUGGUUUUACUUCAAAACUACCUUGCCAUAUUUGGUGAUUAACAUUUAUUUACAUUUUCAGUAGUAGAAAAUUAUUGGACUAGUUUUACAGCAUUAUUUGUAAGCUAACGAUAAUUUGUUGGUAGUUAUUUGGGAUUAAUGUAGUUGGCUCUUGGCCAACAAAAAGAGAGGAAAAAAAUCAACAGAAUGGUAACAAUAAUUUUCAUCCUUGUGCUCUUCUUGCAGGGGAUGUCUUGUCCUCUGUUACAGACCUUAAACUUGCUUUCAACAGCUAGGCACUGAAAAGUGCCACCUCUUUUGAGCAGAGCCCUUUAAGUGUAUUUUGUAAGUCAGCAAUGGGUAAUCACCAGUAACAUUGUGUUCAUAACACACACUCACUGUAUGUUUUUUUUUAAUAAUCUCUUCCAGGUAUUUAUGAUGAUGACCCAGAGAUUAUCACUUUAAGCCAUUCAGAUUUUGGUAAGUUCAGUGACCUUAAAUCAUGCAUGAUUGCCUUACCAUCAUUUUGUUCAAUAACCACAGAUUUCCCCAACAGCUAAGUGACACUUGUAGUUUAGCCUUGUAAGAAGAGGUUAUGUUUUUGUGUGAAGGUUUUAUUGUAGAAGUGUAAUUUUGUGGGUUCUCUUUUAGUCAAGAACACAUCAAAGUAGCUCCAAUCAAAGCCAGAAUUCUCAUAACAUUUAAUCCAGAGUCCAGGAUGCAGAACAUGAAAUCACAGUAGAUAUACUGGGCUUUAUUCUAGAAGUACUAGUCUUAUUAAAAUUUUUUCAUUUGUGUUAUUUAGAGGUGUCAGUUGAUGGAAGUGAAGACAUAUGGUUUAUCAACUUUUAUUCACCUUUCUGUUCACAUUGCCAUGAUUUAGCACCAACAGUAAGUUGUCUUCAUAGCAUGGCUACUUAAUUUUUGGAGUAAUUGUGAUGUUUUGGUUGUAAUUUUGUUAUAUUGCAUUCAAAAACAACAAAUUGGCAAAUGCUUGAACAGAAGGUUGUUGUCAUGCUGUUGAAUAUUUUUUUUCCAGUUUGUGUGAAAACCUGGUGGGAAGGAGGUUACUCUUCAAUAGAGUUUUGAUGCAUGUAGGAAUCUUGUAAGGAUGACUGGAAUUCCUACAGUUUGAUGUAAUUGUUGGAAAUUUCUCUUCACAGUGGAGAGAAGUUGCUCGGGAACUUGAAGGAGUGAUCAGAUUUGGUGCUGUCAACUGCCAGGAAGAAUGGAAUUUGUGUCGACGACAAGGGAUCCCUAGCUACCCCUCCCUUGUGCUUUAUCCUACAGUGAGUCCAUACAGUUUUCAUUGUUCUUAAAAAAGUUAUGUUUUGUAAAAUUUACCAUCAUAUCUUCUGUUGAAUUUGAAAUUGUUUCUUUGUUAUUGAGGCCUAUUUUAUCUUUUUCUACAGCAUGAAUUCCAUCGUGGUCCAAGAAAUACAGAAGCCCUUGUUAAAUUCAUACUGGACAAUCUGGAAGUUAACCUUUUUGAUUUAUGGGAAGGUAUGUGCCUCUUUAUUAUUUUGCUACCCUGAGAUCUGAGAGUUGAUUUUUUCACUUGAUGACCAGACAUUUAGGGUUUUUUUUUUUAAGGCAAAUUAAAGCAUUUAUUUAAAUCUGAUUUGCGUUACAAUCACAGGUAACUUUGAGAAGCAGAUAAACAAAGGCAACGAACCUUGGUUGAUUGACUUUUGUGUUGCUGGAGGAGGUGAGGAUUCUUUUCCUUGCAGAUCUGAAGUAAAUUUCCAGUAUUUCUACAAUCAUUGUGUUUGUGUGUUUUCCAAAUAGGAUUAAUUACAAAUAAAUUUCUCAGUUAUGGAAUGUACUUUUUUAUUUUUCACACAGACUGCCUUGACUCAGAUACCAGAAUUAAACUUUCUGCUAUUCUGGUAAGAACUAAUUAUAACAUUAUUAUUUGCAAUGAUUAUAAUCAGAAGCAUGUAUGCUUCUGUUGCAACAAAAUUGACUGCCACCUGGGUGUCUUUAAGUUAGCAAAUUAUUGGUAGAGUGCCAGUGUAGUAUAAGAAACUGAGGGUUGAAGCCCUAGAUAAAAACAGUACUCCUUUGACCAUAGAAAGUUGGAGGAGUUUGAAUGUGCUUCAUGUAUCUUUGUGACCUGCAAUCAACUGGUUAGUUAACCCUUUCACUUAGAAGAUCUGAUUGUUACUUCUCCCCUCUGGCUGCUACAUGUUUCAUUGUAAAUUAGCUUCCAGAAUUUGAUGUUAGAUCAAGAAAACAUCUUCUACCUGAUAAGUUUGAAUAUUCUCAUAACUUCUUUGCUGGAUAGUGCAUGGAUUUUGUAGGGAGAAAUUACUUGCUGAUCAACGCAGAGUUAAGAGUUAAGUGAUUUUGGAUAAGGGCUAAACUGCAGAGCCAAUCUCCUGCAUCUUGAAAGGAGUUGUUGGUGGGGGAUUUUGUAGCCUUAUGAAGUUUCUGAAAAGAGUUAAGGAUAUAUAAAGUUUGCAGUGUUACUGUCUGGUCUUUGAAUGGGUCUUGGCAAAUCCACAUUUCUAAGAAAUCUGAACAGCAGCAUGAACUUUUAUCCUAAGUGACAACAACUCUCUGAUGUAUCUGCUUCAAAAUCAUGGCAGGAUAAGUUAGGAAGCUUUAUUAUCAGUCCGCACCUAAUGCUGUAUGUGAUUUCCAGGAUAAUUUGGUGAAUAUUGGUACUAUUGAUUGUGAAGCAAGUUCCCAGCUGUGUAAAGAUGUUGGCUACAGUGAUGACUUGGUGUACUUUAAGGGAGAUGUUGAACCAGGCAAAGGAGAGGUACGUAAGCUGCUUUGUGACCUGGUGAUGGUCUGAAAUUCAGUGUGCUAAGCUCUAGGUUGUUGCGUCUUCCACCUGUGGCACAGUGUUUCCAACAACCCUUGGAAAAAAAGUGACCCUCAAGGGAUUAUUUAUCAUAAUUUACAAAUUUAGUUUGCUUCUUAUACUUGUCAUAGGUUAUUGACAGUUUAGAUGCCCAUGAAAUUGUCAGUAUGAUUUUAAAGAAGCUUCCUGAUCCUGUUAAUAUAGACUUGAAGAAAUUUGAGGUGAUGUAUAGUUUGCUAAUUGUUCAACAUUGAAUGAUGUAUGAAAUGUAAUAAGACAAAAAUUUGUACUGUUGACGGCAACUUACAACCUUAAUGCUCUCUGAUUGAGUUGUCUGAUUAUCUGCCUAAGAGUGUUCCUUAAAAAGACUGCAGUAGAAGAAAGAGCUUACAAGUGAAAAACAAAGAGAUUAUGAAUAGAAAAAAAGAGGUUAAUGUUUCAACAGCCUGAGGAGAAGUCAUCAUUGAAGUCAGGUGAUGACUGUUGCUGUCACUGUUUGUUUUUGACUGACAACAGUUCUUUUUAGAUCAACUGUUAGCACUGGCUUGAAACAAUUCACUGUUUAAUAAGUGUUAUUUGUUCUUAGUUUAUUACUUCUUUCUAGGAAAUCUCAGAAUUUCUACAAGUAGUUAAGAGAUUUCCUGUUACUGUUAUUUUUGUAGGAACUUAGGGAAGAACUCUCCCGUACUACUGAUCUUCCUUGGGUGCUGCAUUUUGACAGAGGGCCAAUGAACAGCAUGGAAAUAAGAAAGCUGCCAGCAUUUACUUCAGAUAUUAACGUAAGAUCCUAUCUCUCUUCAGUUUUGGUUUUACCACACCCAGUCAAAAAGCUCACUGAUGCGUUAAGGUUAGGGAAAGACUUGACAUAACCCAGCCAAGUGACUUAUUUGGCCAGAGUGACUUAGGGUGUUGCUUCUCUCCCCAGGAUGGGAUGCAGGUCCAUUGCAUUUUAUCCCCCCCUCCCCUUCCUUCCUUCUCCACCACAGCAUUUGAUUAGAUUUCUCUGACAGUUCACCAAUUCUCAUUUAUGCUCUUGGGUGGAGAGAGGUCUAGUGAGAGUAAAGUAUUCUGUCCAUGAACACAACGCAAUCACCUGGCCAGGUCUCGAUCCCAGACCUCUUUACCCAUGGUUCAGUGCGCUGACCGUCAGGCCACCGCGUCUCCCAUCCAUUAACCCUUUACACCCUAACAUCAGUAUGCAUAUUCUCCUUACAGUCUUCCGGAUAUUUCCCAAUGUUCUGAAAAGGAGAAUUUGUUUCAUAAUCAAGAGCUUCUCUAGCUGGUGAUCAUUUCCUUUAUUCUCGUAACCUAAACCUGUGAAUUUGGGAGAUAUUGUAAGGAGAAAUUAGAUGCUCGUCACUCUUAGGGGCUAAAGGGUCAACGAAUUAUGCGAUAGCGACUUAGUGAUUUUAAAAAUGGUCGACCAGUAAGAGGUUAUCGUCUGACGUUGUUGUUCGUUGUUCUUAUCCAUAGGUUGGUCAUGUUGAUUGUAGCAAAGAAGUAGAGAUAUGUCGGCGAGUUCAUAUCAGAAAGUUCCCCAUGGUGGCCCUGUUCAAAAUACAUGGAUACUAUGAGUGGCAUCAUGGUAAUUGAUAUUCGACAUAUUCUCCUUCGCAACCGUUUUUGGGGAUGUUGGAAUGUCACGCAGCUCUUUUCCUACUCCCCAUUCCUCCCCUCGAAAAGAAGUUUUCGCUCACAACCUAACUACAAAUCUCUUUUUGGGGUAGCAUCGCUUGACAUCCUUAGUUACGGUGGCUCGCUAACUGAUCGCAUACUCAGGAGUAAAAAUACCUGUUAUCUUGAAUACUUACCUUCUCACUUUUGUCUCCAAUCGGUUUGGUCACAAAUUAAUCCUGCUUUUUUUUCUGUGCUUGUUAUCAUGUUAUACUUUACGACCCCCUUUUCGUUAUUUAUUUACACUCACGAUGCUGUUGAAAUCGCUGAUCCAACAGCAUUCAGGACGUUUGUCUUUCUUUAACCUGACAAAUGGCGUAGGUCACCAACGACUUCUCUGUAACACAGUGGUAAAACAUUGAAGCGCAAACCCAUGUAGAUCCGGAGCCGAUUCUGUGAGGUGGUGGGUGGGUGGGGUACUCAAAUUUUCCUUUUUCGCACUGCUAUAAACUUUCUGUCUUCCUCAUUUGAUGUAUUCUUCUGUCUUUUCAACAGGUCGCUUCACUGCACAUGAUAUUGCUGUUUUUGCCAAAGAGAGUGCUUCUUCCAGCGUGCAGACCUUAGGACCUGAAGACUUCCCGGCUAAAAUCACUAAACCUAAUCAGCCAUUUUUCGUUGAUUUCUUUGCUCCAGUGAGUGAACAGUUUUGUACGUUUGUAUGUAUUGGCGAUAUUUUGACAGGUUGGCCCAGUUUAUCUUAAAGCUGGUUCAAACGGGGGCCUGUGUUUACAAGAACAAGGUCAGAUCACCUUAUCACAGGGAGUUACGUUCCCUACUCUUCGCGACAAGUGCGUGGGUUCUUUAACGUCACUUGCUAACCAGUACAGUGCAGAUGUAGGAGACGGUACCUACGUGGGAAAUGUUUCUGUCUAGAAAGUUCACUGGAGUUUCGUGCAUGUGUUUUUACAGCUGUUUAAAGACGUGUUUUUCAUUUCUUUUACUUUCCUUUUUCAGUGGUGCCCGCCUUGCAUGCGUCUUUUGCCUGAAUACAGAAAAGCAGCUCGAUCAUUUGAAGAUCACGAAGUUGGUUUCGGUACCGUGGACUGUACUAUUCAUUCUAACUUAUGUCAUAUGGUAAGAACAUGACCUAACAAUGAUACUGAAAAAACUUUUAUUCCGCCAUCCUCUUCCAUCUUUCUCUGGGUAGCAAAAGGGGACACCCUCAUCCCAUUUCACGCACGAAGUUAAGAAAACUUCACACGUCAUGUAUAUAGAGGGAGAACUUCAAAUCUCUCCGCCUGUUUAAAAUGUUUCGGGAAAUCUUGAGAUUUUCAUGAACUGGAAGAAAACAUUCACCGGUCACAUAUAUUUUAGAAGGCAAAUCACGCUCGCCUUUCCGCAAAGUUCACUAGUCACAUUUUGGCUUUUAUCACGCGUCACGUCGAAACCCUCUGUCUCGCAUUCACACGUGACUAUAAUCUUGUGGAUCUUCUGAACAGGCCGUUCCUCUAACGCCUUCUUGUAAUAUUCUCGUGGUGACUCGGCUUACAUACUGCACUCGUGUAGCCAAUCAGAACAAAGAAGAAUAUUACAAAAAGCCAAUGAGGACUCAAAGUAAAAAAAAUAAGUUUACCUGAAGCGCGGGAAAAAGGCGAGUUAUUAAGUAACGAUUGGUUUUAGUCUUGAAUUUGAUUGGUCGAGAAAGUGGCGCGAGUUUCCAGGGCCAACCAGAGAGCAAAGAUCAGCAAAACCAACGUAACCCAGGUUUACCGCCCUUUAAAUCCGCUUUAAGUAAUCGUGAGUAAUCUUAGUUUUGUAUUCUUGUGUAUGUGUUGUUAGUAAUCAGUGAGAGAAUGUAACUGCAACGAUAUCGCACAUGUAUCACAUAAUUACUUUUGGAUAAUUUUCUUCUUUAUAUUUCAGUAUAACAUACGCUCCUAUCCAACGACGAUAUUAUACAAUAACAGCCUUCCUCAUCAAUUUACGGGCCACCACACAGCAGCUGAUUUGGUGGAGUUUAUCGAGGUUAGUUUUAUCACACGUCGCACGAUACUGUCGCGUCAACGAACUUAAGCUAAGGUUAGGCUAAGCGCGGGAAAAGAGCGUAUUUCGAUUAAAUUUGGUAAAAGCAAAACCAAAAUUGUCACAACAACCAAUCAGAACAAAGGAAAAUACAACAAGGAGCCAAUGAGCAGUCAUAGUAAAAACAAACCUCAUGAAGCGCGGGAAAACGCGUGUGAACAAGUUACAACAGGCCUUAAGUGUACUGUUGAAUUUUAAUCGGAAGAUAUUCUCAAAACACUGUUAUCAAGAGAAAACUUCUUCACGAAAACAGCAAAAAAGUAACAACGAUUUAUGAGUGUUUUAGUACAAGCAGAGAAGGCGGUGAAUUUUCAGUAAAUGACGUCAUUGCGCAUAAGAGGCAUUGGUGUAAGUUUUGCAUCUGAGUGGUUUGCAGAAUGGCGCGAGUAUUAGGAUUCCUCUCGACUCUCAAUAGAAAAAUUGAAAAGUGCCGCGGUAGGAUAGGCUAAAAAUGUUCGAUGUUGUUUCCUCGCCAUGUUAUGGCGAGUAGCCAUAAUAAUAAUCUCUGUCUCGUUAUUUCAGAACACCAUGAAACCUUCGGUUGUACAGCUGACGCCUGAAACAUUUAAAUCACUGGUUGGGGAAAGGAAGAACGGUGAAACAUGGCUGGUAGAUUUUUAUGCACCCUGGUGUGGACCGUGUAAUGAACUGGCUCCUGACUGGAACAAACUUGCCAAGGUGCUGAAAAUGAAACACUUAUUUUCCUAUGCUUGAUGAAAUGAUGCUGAUGAUGAUAAUGAAAUUGAUUUUAUAUUUAUAAGUGAAAUAAUAAUGAAUAUAACAGUUUUAUUAAUAACGAGAAUGAUAGUGACGAUGAUGUUAAAAGUAGUACUAAUGAUUAUGAUAAUUAUGAUAAUAAUUAAAAACGAUAUUGAUAAAAAAUAAGAAAGAAAUGAUAGUGUUUUAUGAGGAAGCCCAGCGGGAUGUUAAAGAACCUCUUAAUUACGAUAAAAUUGGAAAACACUCCGAGAAACUGUAAUCACCUACAAUACUUCGUAAUUAGUUUAACUUAAAGCACGUAUCAGUUACGGACUUUUUGCAUAUGAAUAUAGUAGCUAGCUCAAUUCUUUGGUUUGAUGAAAGGGCGGAAAGCAACUUGUUCAUUAAAUUAAUUUUCUUCAUUUGACGAAUCGAUUUACACGCCCAUUUUCAUUGGUUGUAAGUGAUGAUCUAUUAGAAGACAGACGCACAGGUGACAUCACCAUUAACAACAGUUUGCUUUUUAUCAUAUAAAAGGAAGACUCCAUGUUGUCGUGGGUCUGUUCAGUGAUAGAUCACUGAAGACGUCGAAAUGUGGUACGAGCGUCGGUGGCGCUCUCGGCUGCGCUUCGUGAGCACAUCUUGCCGUCAUCUGAAAUCUAUUGCUGUAAAGAAGCACGGCGACAUGGAAUGUGUUUGCUACUCGACAAUUAACCCUUUAGACACUAACAUCAGUAUCCAUUUUCUCCACACUGUUCUCUAUACAUUUCCUACAGCACUGACAAAGAGAAUUUGUUUAACAGUCAAGAGCGUCUUUAGUUGGUGAUCAUUUCCUUUAUUCUCAUGACCUCAAUGUUUGUUUUAGGGCUGAUACUUAUAGGAGGAAAUAGUUACUAAUCACUCUGAGGGGUUAAAGGGUUAAGGAAUUUCUUGCUUGUCGACUCGGCGGCCAGUCGUAGAUUUCGUUGGAUGCUCCGAUGAAAAUCUCUCAGAGGCAACAAGUUGAUGUUGAUUUUAUACUCUUCUUUUUGCAGCAAAUGCAAGGAGAAGCUGGUGUUGGGUCAGUGGAUUGUCAAAAGUAUCGAUCCUUUUGCCAAGAGCAAGGAGUGAAUUCAUACCCCACCAUUCGUCUUUAUCCUCACUAUUCCCAAGGAUCCCGUAACUACGUGUGAGUACUUAGUAGAUUUUUUUCUGGAACAGUUGUCAUCUUAGUUUCGAAUUCGGGUCAACACAGUGGUUUACGAUUCCGUUUUGUGAAUUUUCUCAGGGGCCAUCGCGGCUGGCGGGAUGUAGAUUCUCUAUACAGCUGGGCAUUCAAGUAUCUUCCUUCGCUUGUAACGCAGCUGAAUUACCAGGCAUUCAUGGACAAUGUUGUCGACAGCGAGGAUCCCUGGAUCAUAGAUUUCUACGCCCCUUGGUGUGGCCACUGCAUACAAUUUGCUCCCCAUUACGAAAAAGUGGCAAAGGUGAGCCAGUUUGGAAACAACUUCGUCUCAAUAUAUAUAUAUAAAGAACAUAUUAGUAGUAUAUCGUAUAUCGUUCUUCCAUAUCACUCUGUAGCGGGGGGGGGGGGAGGGAGCGUGCGAUACAGCAAAAAUAGCAUAAGAGUAAGGUAAUGAUUCGUUAAGGCUGUACAGCAGCUUCACUCUAAAAUCUUUAAGGCAAUAGAGGUGUUAUCUCAAGGGGCACUGAGAUUUGCCAUUUUUGCGGGCCUUUUACGAGUAUUUCAGUUGGACAAAUAUGGAUUUAACCGUGAAACCUGAGCACCUUUGUUAGCUUCUAAGUCACUGAGAAGGGGAGAAACUCGCCUUCUCCUUCCCAGACUUCGCGCGGAUAAUAAGGCACGAGUAAACGUCAGAGGCUGAACUGAUGUGUUUAUAUUUCAAUUUCUUGUAGUUGUUAGAGGGACACGUCAAAACUGGUAAAGUGGAUUGUGAACAGGAGUACCAUCUGUGCUCAGAAGCUGAUGUGCGAGCAUACCCAACUGUCAAGUUAUACCUUGGGUCACCAGGAUCUGGAAUGAAUCAGGUAGCAAGUCAACUCGCACUUAAAAGAAAACUGUCAUUUUAAAAGCGUACGCUCAGAGCGCCCAGUGAUGUAUAUUUUUUUUUUCGUAGACAUUUUAAUUCUUCAUUCCUACAUUCUUAGCCAGCAUGGCGAGCGGUAUCGUGCGUACGUUUUAAGGAAGGGAAGCCUUCGCGAUUCCCGACUCAUUUUCACGGGCUCGCUCCUUAGGCUUCAAAGCACGCACCAUACCGCUAGCCACGCAGGCUAUACAUUCUCAGCUUUAAAAGGGGACAAAAGCGUAUCUUCAUUAUUUUUUUAGCCAGUAAAUGGACACAUGAAUAUAGACUCUCAAAACCCGAAUGAGAUACGGGACAUUGUACUUCAAGCUGUGGAGGAAUACAAGGCUGACUUGGAAGACGAAAAAAGAAAGAAGACAAAGGCAAAGACAAAGACAAAAAAGGUGAGAUGUUUGUAUUAUCCUUUUGCACUUUGUUGUCUUUAGAUGUAUUUGUAAUUAUUGUCAUUUCAGCUCAGAGAAUUUGGUUUUAAAUCAAACAGUAUCUUGUAUGAUAAAUUUAUCGUAUCUUAUAUCUGUCGUCACAUCACCCUUCUGUUUGGAGUUGUAUUGAUGUGCUGGGAGAAAUUUUUUGUUGGUCGCUCCUGUAAGUGUGCUACUUCACAGUUGUGGAGCUCGAAAGUUUGCCAUUUGCAAUGCGUGACAAUCCUACAGGAAAAGAAAGAAAAAAAAAAGGAAGAAAAUACUUUGAUAUAUGCUUUAGAGGGAGUUGCGCAUUGUUUUGUGGUCGCGUUUGCCGUUUGCAGAUCCAAUUUGGCGGCUCUAAGACCCAAUCUGAUAGCGAAAAGUUCAAUUUUAGUGUGAAAAAAGAGGAACAGGAAAGACUAGACUAAAAACCCUCUAGCUGAAGGAAUGACGUACUUGAUUUGAACCGAGUCAUCACCGCUGCUCUAUAAAAAGAUUUGGGUGCAUUUUAUGUUCGUAGAAUUUGGUUUGUUUGGUUAACAUGUCUUGUUUCCUUUUUUUUCUGUUCCAGAAGAGCAAGAAGAAGAAAAAUACUCCGGUACAUGAUGAAUUUUAG
This is a messenger RNA of Pocillopora meandrina, 12728 nucleotides long. NCBI's taxonomy places the organism in Eukaryota, Metazoa, Cnidaria, Anthozoa, Scleractinia, Pocilloporidae. The record is from the annotation of a GenBank genome assembly.